UUGAUCCUGAAAAGAACAGUGCAUGAGACUGAUUCUGUGCGAUGCAAGUGGCUCCAUUGUCAUGAUGAAACUAUUCUAUGCAGUAGAUGCAUAUGCAGAUCUUUGCCAGAUUAAUGCCCAAGUUGUCAGAACCACAAAAAUUACAGGAAAAGCCAAUCAAAUAUGCAAACUGAAACCCCCCAGAUUAUUUAAAACAGCUUUUCUAAUGUUCUCUGGUUUCAGUAAAUGUAAAUAAUUCUUUAAAUAAGACUAAUGAAGAUAGUUUAUUUUUCAAAACCGACCUUUCCUGACCUUGGAUAUUGUUCUUCAGACCUAAGAAAAUUAAUUAUCUCUUGCAUAUCUGUGUUCUUAUUGAUCUAGGUAGUAAUUAGUAAUUGCUGUGGGGCAAAAUAAUCUCCAGUAGUGCUUCAGAAACUAAAUAUGGUUUUCGUAAUCUGAAAAAUAAGCAUGCCAUUUUUUUUAUCACACCCAAAACGUUUAUUACGGAUUAUGAGGUUCAGUGGUCACUUAAUAUGCACAAUACUUUCUCCUUUCUUCGGUUUCCUUUGCAGCGUUGCAGAAGAGGAGUGAGUAAGCAGUUCCUCAGUCCUCUUCAGUAGAGACGCACCUGAUAGCGAUAAACUUUCAAUGAGACCUCUUUCCGUCAUCUCACAGUCCCUAGUCCAUCAGUAGUCUUCUGUCUGUGCCACUGGUCUCCCCAUUCAAAGAACUGAGAGACAUGAUGAAAACAAGUGGCUUUGGUUUUGAAGUUAUUCAGCUGGGUUUUCUUUCUAGUGAAGUGAAGCAACAGAAGUUGGCAACUCUAAACAGAGCUGAGAGACAUGUGUAAAUGUUUAGGAAAACAGCAGUUAUUCCUGACAGGGGAAAAAAAAAAAAAAGGAGCCAGGGAGCCAGUUUCCUUUAUCACCAGGAGCCAUAGGUCCAUGUAUAGUUUUGAUUGACCUGUCACCUAUAAGAGUUGCCUCUUACUGAAAUGCCACCACAUGGUGCAGACAGGCCAUCUCCUGUGCUUCCUGCUCCUGCUCCAAUCACUGUGUGUCCCCCAGGCUGUGGUGAUUUCCAGCUGUUAUAAAGCUUGGGUUGCACUGCUGGGAUGUGGCAGUUGGCUUUCCAGGCUGCUUUGCAACAGCAGUAUCCAGACACCCAGGCUUGGUCUGUUUGCCAGGGUGUAGGCACUUUAGAAAUGGGAACAUACUGGUCAAUGUAGUUUCAUCGGCUUACAUGGUGACUGGAAGACAGCCAUUAUUUUUAUAUGUGGUUGAUAUAAUUAGCCAACCACCUGGGGCAUUUUUUUUUUUUGCUAGUGCCUUUGUUUCCUUAAUAUGAAAAUAAGGAAUGAGCUAAAAUAUAUUGUUGUAUUACUAUAAGCCACAUAUAUUUAUUUUUCCUUCUAAGAAGUGCUAAACCCGGGUCAAUAAAAAAGUAAGUCGGAGGACUGGUUUGGAAGGCGCGUGCUUGGCUGGGGAAAGUUUUUGGGUGUGAGUGAGAGCGGAGGCCACAGGUGUGGUCCAGGUGAGGGCGUCUGCCAGCCUCAGGCGAGCAAAGACUUCCCACCGGGAGCUGAAACCAGUGCAAACCAGGAAACAAAAAGAAAUAUUCAAACUGUCCACGUCAGAGACUGCUAAGGGAACAGGCAGGUCAGCUUAGUUAAUCAUUACCAAGACAGGCUUCACAGACGUUCACCGCUGAGCGUGUGACAGGACCCCACCUGAGAGAAGAAAACACCCACAGCAAGCUGUAAGAGUUGAGAAGCCUCCCGUGCUUAGAUGUUCUGACUGUUUUGCUGUGGGAGAAGAGGGUCCACGCUCCCCCAUUGUUCCCAGAGCUUAGACCAGCACAGCUGUGGUGUUGCUUUCCUGUUCCGAAGAGGAAGUGAGAAAUUCCCUCCACACACGCUCUGGCACCCGAAUACUCAGGUUUCACUCCGGAUCCAGGAGACGCCUGUAAUGAGCUCUCAGUGGGACUUGGAAAGGAGCUUCCAGCUGUGCCAAGAGUUGUUUCAUUUUGUGCCAUAGGAGGAGGAGGAGAGGAAGUCCUGCAAAAAGCUAAAAUGUUGAUGGUGCAAAAAUUGGUCUAAGAGUAUCGCAACUGGGAAAAGUGAAAGUACAGUAGAAGCAGAGGAAGGCACAAGGAAACAGGAUGGGAAACUUCUUUCAGAAGCACUGUGCCUGUUUGGAGCCCCACAUCCCGUGCUUAUUCUCGGGGAGAGACAAUGAGCAGGAUGAGAAAGUUGGUCAAGUUUUCGCUAACCUUGCUGUGGUAAGGCAUGACUUCCAAGCAGGACAGAAAGAUGGAGACAGUAAGACAAAAGAAAAACCUUUACCUCCACUGCCUGGCCAGCAUCUGGUGAAUAUUUGUAGAUUUGUGGCACUCUUUGACUAUGAGGCUCGCACUGAGGAGGACUUGAGCUUCCAAGCUGGGGAUAAGCUUGAAGUGCUGGAUGCAUCCCACGAGGGCUGGUGGUAUGCUAGGCUCCUCCUGCCAACAGGGUCUGUCCGUCCUGGCUGCAGGCUCCAGGGCUACAUCCCCGCCAACUACAUAGCUGCUGACCAGAGCAUCGAAGCUGAGCCAUGGUUUUUUGGCCCAAUCAAACGAGCAGAUGCUGAGAAACAACUGUUAUACCCUGGCAACCAGGCAGGAGCCUUUCUAAUCCGAGAAAGUGAAAGUCUAAAAGGCGAAUACUCACUCUCAGUUUUUGAUGGUGUAUCUGUGAAGCACUACAGGAUCAGAAAGCUGGAUGAAGGAGGCUUUUUCCUAAGCAGAAGGAAGACUUUCAAAACUCUGAAUGAGUUUGUUGACUAUUAUAGUAAGAACAGUGAUGGUCUCUGCGUGGUGCUGGGAAAGCCAUGCCUAAAGGUACAAAUUCCUACUACUUUUGAUUUGUCAUAUAAAACUGUUGAUCAGUGGGAGAUAGACCGGCAGUCUCUGAAGUUGUUGAAAAAAUUAGGAUCUGGUCAAUUUGGUGAGGUAUGGGAAGGACGGUGGAACAAUACCACUCCUGUGGCAAUCAAAACAUUAAAACCAGGUUCAAUGGAUCCAAAGGACUUUCUGAGGGAAGCACAAAUAAUGAAGAACUUGAGACAUCCAAAACUUAUACAGCUUUAUGCUGUCUGCACAUUGGAGGACCCUAUUUAUAUUAUUACUGAGCUGAUGAGAUAUGGAAGUCUUCUAGAAUACCUUCAAAAAGAUGCAGGCUCCCAAAUCUUCCUGACACAUCAAGUAGACAUGGCUGCUCAGGUGGCUUCUGGGAUGGCUUACCUGGAAUCUCAGAACUAUAUCCAUCGGGAUCUGGCAGCUAGGAAUGUUCUUGUUGGUGAACACAGUGUUUACAAAGUGGCAGACUUUGGACUUGCAAGAGUUUUUAAGGUAGAAAAUGAAAAUGUGUAUGAAGCUAGGCCUGAAACAAAACUCCCAGUGAAAUGGACAGCCCCGGAGGCAAUCCGCUACAACAAAUUCAGCAUUAAGUCAGAUGUCUGGUCAUUUGGAAUACUUUUGUUUGAAAUAAUCACCUAUGGGAAGAUGCCUUAUGCUGGUAUGCCAGGACACCAGGUCAUCCAGAUGCUGGACAAGGGCUACAGGCUUCCUCAGCCGGAGACGUGCCCAGCGUCGCUGUACCAGCUGAUGCUGCAGUGCUGGAGCGUGGAGGCGGACAGGCGGCCCACCUUCGAGGCCCUCUGCGGGCAGCUGGAGUGCUACUUUGAGACCAGCUCCUCUUCCUACGCUCAGACCCAGGCUGUGGUGAAAUGAACUCCCAGGCACGGGCUGAGGAGCAGAUGCUAGCCAACGUGGCUGAAGGGAGUGUUGUGAAGUCAGCCAGGUUAUUAGGGGGUGCUGAGGAAUUCUGGUAUGUUUUCAUCCCUGUGCUGAUACUCAAAGACACUGUUUUGCAAGACUAAGCAUCAGGAAGCUGGAGGGGUGGGGGCUUCUAAAAAAUAAAAUGUCUUCUAUUUAUUUUUUAAAUAACAGAUUGUAAGAAUGAACAAAUGAAAUGAGUGUCGCUCAAUAACCAUUGUUGUGUUUUGUCAUUUCUUUACUGGAAUAAUUAUAUGCUGUUCCUUAGAUUUUUUGUUCCCACCAGGUUGUUCUCAUGAAGGAAUAUGAUGGCUCUGCACAGCAGGAUCUGUGCUUCCAGAGUCCUCUUGUAAAAAAAAAUAAAAAUAACCCCAUGACUGUGAUGAUGGAAGACUCCAGAUUAAUUGCCUUGCUUAGACUUCAAGUACAUGUACUUCUGCUGUAUCAGAAAAUAAAACAGGUGUUCAUGGGAGAAAAGAAAUUAUUUUGUUUUGUGGAUGCAAAUCUUUUUUAAUCUUUUUUAGUUUGUCUGCUGUUCCUUUUUUACAAAAGUAAACAUUAUUAUUAGAUUCUUGAAGCUGUUUGUUCUUAAUGUUGUUAAAUAUUGCCACAGAACCAAUGAAUUAUUGUCAAUUCAAAUGUAAAGAUUUCUUCCAUAGUACUUCAUUUUAGGGGUAUUGGAGGAAAAGAUAUUUCAACAUGAACUCAAGACUGCCUUAGCAUUUCAGAGUGACACCCUUUCCUGUCCUGCUGCCCAAAACACAGACCCACUCCAACAGGACAGGGCUGAGGGCAGGUCUAGGUAUUUUGCAGAGGGACUAGCAAUCCAUGCUUCCGUCUUCUCCAAAUGUGACUUUCUUAUAGGACAUUUAAAUAACAGAUGAUCUAUUUUACUUUAUCCAUGGGGAAAUGGAGCCCAGGUGCUUCUGCUAGCAGUCUUUACAGCUACAGAUUUUAGAAAUUUUUUUUUGCCAGUUUUUCUAAUUAACUACAGUAUGUAUUCUGCUGAAAUCUGAUAUCACUGUGACAGUUUUAUGUUCUCAAUUGUGAGGCUUAGAGAACCAAGUUUUAAUUAUUUACUUACAAUUCAUCAGUUAAUUAUUUAACAACAUAAUCUAGGAAUUAAGAGCUGUACUGUGUUAACAUAAUGUGAGCUCAGUAUAAAUGUGCUACCAUUUUCCUCUAAUAUCAAAAAAGGGUAUAAAUAAAUGAAAAGAUUCAUUACUUUAAA
Messenger RNA from Falco peregrinus (peregrine falcon), 5023 nucleotides. RefSeq names its product fyn related Src family tyrosine kinase (gene FRK). NCBI's taxonomy places the organism in Eukaryota, Metazoa, Chordata, Aves, Falconiformes, Falconidae. Gene Ontology annotation, molecular function: ATP binding; signaling receptor binding; non-membrane spanning protein tyrosine kinase activity. The transcript is spliced from 8 exons. Gene Ontology annotation, cellular component: extrinsic component of cytoplasmic side of plasma membrane. The record is from RefSeq and is a predicted model, not a curated record. Gene Ontology annotation, biological process: cell surface receptor protein tyrosine kinase signaling pathway; innate immune response; protein phosphorylation. The coding region runs from base 2140 to 3747 and encodes 535 amino acids.